Messenger RNA from Pseudozyma flocculosa PF-1, 306 nucleotides. RefSeq lists its product as uncharacterized. The record is from RefSeq and is a predicted model, not a curated record. NCBI's taxonomy places the organism in Eukaryota, Fungi, Basidiomycota, Ustilaginomycetes, Ustilaginales, Ustilaginaceae. Bases 1 to 306 code for a protein of 101 amino acids. The transcript has a single exon.
AUGAUCGCCCAGCUCGCCCGCCGCACGUUUUCCUCGCGCUCCGCCAUCCGCGCACCCCCUGCGCCCAGCAGCGUUCCGCUCUCGAUGGCUCCCGGCCCCGCUCGCUCGUCCGCCACGACGGGCCGUGUGGCCAUGAUGCCCCGCGCUGCCGCCGAGAACCAGCAGCUGCCCGGCACCAGCAGCGGUGUCAGCACCUCGGCCGCGCCGGCCUCCAAGGCUGAGUCUCACGAGGACCUCUUCCAGGUCGGCAGGAUCUCUUCGCACCGCGACGCCUCGACCGUCUCGCGCCUCGGCGAGACAAUGUAG